GACUCAGACCAGGUUUUUAUUGAUGGAGAAGGUCAUCCACUUACCUACAGUGACUUCUCCAAGAUCACCAUGAAUCUCCUCUCGAAGACCAAUAUUGACACUUCCCAGUUCAAGUCUCACUCUACCCGUACAGCAAUGGCCACUCUCCUACUCCAGUGCAACGUCCCCUUACACACUGUUAAGAAAUUAGGACGAUGGAGAACAUCCGAGUCAUUAGAACUAUUCUAUGACAAGGAAAUUAUUGGCCUCAAAAGUGAAGACAGGGAUUUUGUAGAUAGGUUAUUCAAAAGAUUC
Messenger RNA from Acytostelium subglobosum LB1, 294 nucleotides. RefSeq lists its product as hypothetical. The record is from RefSeq and is a predicted model, not a curated record. NCBI's taxonomy places the organism in Eukaryota, Evosea, Eumycetozoa, Acytosteliales, Acytosteliaceae. The transcript has a single exon. Gene Ontology annotation, molecular function: DNA binding. Gene Ontology annotation, biological process: DNA integration; DNA recombination. The annotation marks the transcript as partial.